CAGUGUACAGAAUACAUUUAUUCCAAGAUUUGAUGUCAUUUUGAUGUACGUGUUUAAAGUUUUAUAAUCUAUUUUUUGCUCUCUUACAUUCAUUCAUUCAUUACAUCAUUCACAUUCAUAUCGUAAAUCGUUCUAUUGUUCAAUGAAAAAAAUAAAAUUAAAAAUGCAAUUUGUCAAACGAGUACGAGUACAACAACGAAAGUCAAAAUAAAUAAUGUACUUUAUUUACACAAUAUCAUUUUAUUUAAGUUGUAAUAGUUGUUUUAUGUCGUCGUUAUAAAUACUGAAUUAAUAGAUUACCUUAGUAUCUUAUUGUGUAUUAGGAAACUUGAUCAUGAAUAGCAAGAUAUUAAACACAAUAGCUAAUGCCAUCGAUAAUAGAGAAGAGUUGAAAAAAAGAAUAGAAAAUGGCAAAAUAAUUCAUCAAGAAUUAUUAAAUUGCAUACAAAAUUGCCACAAUCGGUUUGGAGGGAAGUCAGAGUUAGCCACGGAAGAUGAUAUAAGAAUAGCUCAACUAUGUGAAAAAUGGGAGAAAUUGCUUAGCCAUGGCAUUAGAACUAAUUUAUCAAACUCAGCAAUUCAGAAUUUGGUUACAGCAGGUUUAAACUUCACUUUUAAUAUUGUUAAUGUUGGUAACUCUCUCUGGAGUUACACUUGCUUACAUUUGACGAAACAUGAAAAAGAAAGAUUUAAAAUUCUAACGAAUAUUAACACACCACUUGGAUACUUCAGAGCAUUUCUUAGAGCUGCUUUGAAUGAAAGGUCUCUUGAUAGAUAUCUUCAAAGCUGGAUAAGUCAUGGCCUGCUAAUGGAAUAUUAUGAAGAAGGUGCUCUGGUCCGAGGACCUGAAACAUCACAUCUCUUUCCAAGCAUGGCUGCAGGUUUAUCAACAGUAUUGUUUGCAUUAUCAAUUGACAGACUAGAGUUGAAUGACUCACAACAAGCUAAUCAAACUAACAAAGCAGAACAUGUGAUACCUUUACCAAUGCCAGUAAAAUCAUCAAGUAAUUUGAAACGAAAACCACUGAGACAAGUUAUAUCCUUUGACAAAAAUGAACAGAAAAAUACUAAAAGUAAUAAGAAACAAAUAUUUGGAGCAACAGAACAAGUUGAUAAUUCUGCUUGGAACAGUGCACCAGCUACUUGCCUCAAUUCACCAGAUCCCAAAAUAGUUGCCCAGGCAGCCUCAAGCAGCGAACCAACUAGUUCAGAAUACAAAACCAGUUUAAGGCAUUUUUUUCCUGACAGUGUCAAAGUUAUGGACAGUCCUUCACAAAUUCUCUCCAAACUUUCUGAAUGUGCAAAGGAAAUAUUUUCAUCUUCUAGCAGUAUUGAUGUAAACAAUGUCAUCAAAGAUGAUGUUUCGGAAUUAAGUGUAAAUAAUUUAAAAAUAUCAGAAAGUGACAGUGAGGAAGUGGCGGGAAGUAUUGAUGGUAGUACUUCAUGUCUAGAACUUUGUUUCACAGAGGACGAAAGUACGCCGGACGAUAAGACAUUAAAUGCGAUAUUAGAAAGUAAGGAAAGAGAGUAUUUAAAUUUACAACUAAAAUACACUCAAAUGGAAGUAGCUAGUAAGGAAAAAAUUAAAAAGUUAGAAAAUGUAGUAUUGGAUCUGAGCAAAGAAAAUGAUCGAUUAAAAGAGCAACUGCGGCAUUACAUGUCAGCUGUUGAAAUCGCAAAAGCUUUAAAAACUGAAAACGUCGAUAACACAGAAGUUGAUCAGUACGAAAAAAAAUUGGUUCAGGUGGCUGAAAUGCACGCCGAAUUAAUGGAGUUCAAUACGUAUCUACAACAGCGGCUUAAAGAGUACGAGAAUAUAUCGACAUUAGAAGUACUGGAUUACCCUGAGUCUAAUGUGAAGGCACAUAUACCGACUGCAUUCUUAGUUGGAAAGAAAACACAUUCAUAUCAUGUUUAUCAAAUUUAUCUGAAGAUUGGACAAGAAGAGUGGAACGUAUACCACAGAUACGCAAAAUUUCAUGAACUACACACGCAGCUCAAGAAAUGUCAUCCUGAUAUAGCGACGUAUAAAUUCCCACCAAAGAAAACAUUACGGAAACGAGACGCUCAUUUAGUGGAACAGCGGCGAGUGGCUUUGCAGGCGUAUUUGCGACACAUACUGCUGGUGUUACCAGAGCUUAAGGAGUGCACCAACCGCGCACAACUCAUCACUUUAUUACCAUUCUUUGGAACGUCAUCUACCACUAACGAGAAUGGGUUUAAUAACCCACUAGAUCGUCAACAAUCCAAUGACUCUAUUUCGUCGUACAAUGCACUAUGAUAUAGUUUGAUUAAUAAGAACAUUCCUAAGUUAAUAAGUACAGUAUACAUACUGCAACCAGUGCGUAGAUAUUUUUCCAAAUAUAGAAGAUAUCAAAUUUAAUUUAUAUUUUGUUAGUAUGUUGUGUGUUAGGUGAAGAUUGACUACCUUAAUAUUCAUAGAUUAUGGUAGGGCUUUUAAUAUUACAUUACACAUGCGUAUUAAAGAGAUAUUUUAUAAGACACAGAGAUAUAAAAGUAUGUACAUAUGUAAAAACGAAUUUAUAAUUUGUUUACCUAUUUAUUCAAGUGCUUAUUGUUGGAAACCUAGAAUUAUUUCACAUAGCUAAUUUUAUUAUAUAUACCUACUACUGAUAGAUAUGCUAUCUCUCCAGUUUAAAACUAAAUCAGGUUUGUCUUCAAAAUCUAGUGAUUUUCACCUACCUACUGAUUGAGUAUUAUGCUUAUUUUCCUUGUGAAAUGGCAGGCUUGCCUAUCUAGAAAAUUAAAAUUUAUAGCAUUAUGGUGAUUUCUAUCGAAUACUCUAUCAAUCUAUUCCAGGUGACGUUUCUUGUUUAUCUAUAUUUAUUCGUAAAAUAAAACUGUAGAAGUUAAAUUCUGUACAUUGAAAAUAUAAAAAAAAAAUAGGGGGUGUUACUAGAUAGACACCGGAUCCAAGAAUGUGAAUAAAAAGUUUUAGUGUGUCUGUCUCUAUGUUGCAAAAACUACCAGUUCGAUUACGAUGAAAUUUAGUACGGUUAUUCUUCAAUAUCCUGGGCACAACACAGGGUACUUUUUAGACCGAAAAAGUUAAGUAUGAAAAAACAAACUUUAUUGAGUCAGCUUAAGCCCUAGAUACAGUUACUGUACCAAACACAAAUAUAAAUUUGUCGAAUGUUAGGUUGUCCACAGUAGACUUUACGCUGUAGGGCCG
Spodoptera litura is the source of this 3193-nucleotide messenger RNA. The record is from RefSeq and is a predicted model, not a curated record. Lineage: Eukaryota; Metazoa; Arthropoda; Insecta; Lepidoptera; Noctuidae.